This is a messenger RNA of Heterotrigona itama, 1500 nucleotides long. Lineage: Eukaryota; Metazoa; Arthropoda; Insecta; Hymenoptera; Apidae. The record is from the annotation of a GenBank genome assembly.
AUGUGGGCGUCUCUGUUUUUGGCCGGGAUCUUAAGCGGCUGGUGGGGCGCACUGGCGCUCGCUGCGGCACCCCCCGCCAAUUGGAACACCCUCGAGGAGACGUCGACGAGGACCACCAGCGAUCAUCCGCCAUCGAUGAGCAUCGCCGCCGUUGAAAAGCCCCUCGAUUACCGUUUACCAAGUUGGAACUUCGUUACGCGAACUAUCGGUAGACGUGAGCACCGAACAGCCGACCAGAGUCUCGCUCAACCGACGCGAGAUUACAAAUUACCGGUUGACAACGACGAUCUUCUCCUUGCAGCGUCGCGGCUUAACAAACGAUCCGAACAACUUCAACAGCAGCAGCAGCAGCAGGAGAGAGGAUCCGCCUCCAACUUACAACUUAUCGGCGAGAAUGACAAACAACGGGUCGUCGAGUCAAAUUCGUGGACGUACCGGCAGCACGAUGACGAGGGUUCCAACAGUUAUCGAACCGUCGCUUCGUCCACUUUCCCGGUGGGGAAUCCAGGUUCGCAGGAUGCCUCGAACAGGUACACGGAGGAGUUCGACGACUCGAUACGCGACGUGUUCGUAUCCACGUCGAAGCGGGUCGGUGGUGGUCGUCGAGGACUCGAGGACAAACCGACGAACGUUCGUCGUCCAAAACUGGAGGAGACAGGAUUGACCCGGCCACCGCGUCACUCGUCGACGCAAACGCCGAUUCUCUACUCGUCCGGGACCACCGAGUCGUCGAUGGAGAGGCCGCGCGUCGCCCGAUCCACGAAACAACGACCAAAGAACCGCACGAAAGCCGACUCGCCGAGAGAGCAGCGACGGAGAUGCCGGAACAAGGGUUGCCGCGGUCAGAAUUGGUGCCCGGACGUGGACGUCGGGAACAGGGCGUAUCUGGCGCCAACGGUGUUCGAGGGGAAGGCGAGGAGCAUGUCGUCCGUGAGGAAACCAGGCUCGAACUACGCGGUGACGUUCGAGGUGAAGCAAGUAUACAAGAGCCAGCCUGGUUUCCAACCGUUGCAGAAGAACGACAGCGUUCGGCUGCACUUUCGCGACAAGUUGGCACCGGGCAAGUCAACCGUUUGCGGCUACGACACCGAUGCAACAGGGAAGCAACAGCAGCAACAACAACAACAACAACAACAACAACAGCAACAGCAACGCGAUAAUCAGAGUGGUGUGGUGCGAGCCAAUAUUAAGAGGGGUAAAGUGUAUCUAGUGUUUGUGAAUCGCGUGGGACCCAGAAACUUCACGAUCCUCGGUGAGCCGGUGAUACGAAGCAAGAAGAACGAACAGGCGGUGCAGGCUGUCACUCGACCGGAUUACGAUGCUCGCGGAUGGCGGAGCCACACCGCGACGUUUCUCCGAUACGCUCGCAUUAUAUACGACGGAAAAAGGCCGGUUUUGCCGGCUGUUAGAAACCUAAUCCGGCACACGCGAUUCCAGCCGGUACGAAACGGUGUGUUUCGGCUUCGGCAAAGAGUCAUUCCGGACAAGUUAGAACCGUGA